Molecule: messenger RNA, 633 nt
Organism: Centropristis striata (black sea bass)
Lineage: Eukaryota; Metazoa; Chordata; Actinopteri; Perciformes; Serranidae
Gene: crybb1l3
Product: crystallin, beta B1, like 3
Exons: 5
Coding region: 4-633 (209 amino acids)
Biological process (GO): visual perception; lens development in camera-type eye
Molecular function (GO): structural constituent of eye lens
Source: RefSeq, a predicted model, not a curated record
AUCAUGUCUCACUCAGGUGCUCAAGGAAGCAUUGGCAGCCACUCUGCCAUUGGGCUGCGCAAUAGCAAGAUUUACCUCUAUGAAUACGAGAACUUCCAGGGACGUAGGAUGGACCUGUUCGGAGAGAGCCGUAACCUGGCUGAGAAGGGAUUCGAGAGAAUCGGCUCCAUCAGGGUGGAGUGUGGACCCUGGGUGGGUUAUGAGCAGCAGAACAUGACCGGUGAGAUGUUCAUCCUGGAGAAGGGAGAGUACCCCCGCUGGGACACCUGGUCCAACAGCUACAGGUGUGACCGCUUCAUGUCAGUCAGGCCCCUCAGGAUGGAUCCCCAGGAUCACAAGAUUUGCCUGUUUGAGUGUCCAAACUUCGAGGGUCGUAAGAUGGAGGUGUGCGACGAGGACAUCCCCAGCCUGUGGUCUUACGGCUUCCAGGACCGCGUUGCCAGCAUUCAGGUCACCGGUGGAACCUGGGUGGGCUACCAGUAUCCUGGCUACCGUGGCUACCAGUACGUGUUUGAGCUUGGCCCUUUCAAGCACUGGAACGAGUGGGGAGCCCACCAUCCCCAGAUCCAGUCCAUCCGUAGGGUGAGAGACAUGCAGACGCAUCGCAGGGGCUGCUUCGAGAUGACCGCAUAG